Talaromyces amestolkiae is the source of this 1824-nucleotide messenger RNA. RefSeq lists its product as uncharacterized. Lineage: Eukaryota; Fungi; Ascomycota; Eurotiomycetes; Eurotiales; Trichocomaceae. Gene Ontology annotation, molecular function: hydrolase activity. Gene Ontology annotation, biological process: nucleotide catabolic process. The transcript is spliced from 2 exons. The record is from RefSeq and is a predicted model, not a curated record. Gene Ontology annotation, cellular component: cytosol. Bases 1 to 1824 code for a protein of 607 amino acids.
AUGGUUGCAAGCAGCUUGCUGCUCGGCGCGCUUCUGACUCUAUCUCAGAAUGUAUACGCUGCACAGCCUGGAUCUGCAAGCCCUUUACCAGCAAAGCUUAGAGAUAUAACAUGGGGAAAACUCAAUUUCCUGCAUACAACUGACACACAUGGCUGGCUGGCCGGUCAUCUACAAGAACCAUCAUAUAGCGCUGACUGGGGCGACUACAUCUCCUUUGCAUCACGCAUGAGGGAUAUAGCUGAAUCGAAAGGCUCAGAUCUACUGGUCAUCGAUACCGGAGACCGCGUUGAAGGAAACGGUCUUUACGAUGCAUCAAACCCCAAGGGCAAAUAUCUCUACGACAUUUUGAAACAACAGCACAUCGAUCUUCUUUCUUCUGGAAACCAUGAACUCUAUAAGAAGAACACCUCGGAAGCAGAGUUUCUCACUACAGUCCCCAGUUUUGGAGAUAGCUAUAUCGCUUCUAAUAUCGAUAUCAUUGAUCCUCGUUCGGGUGACUUGGUACCGCUAGGCCCCAGGUUUAGGAAACUAACGACCAAAGUGCAAGGAUAUCGUAUCAUGGCUUUUGGAUUCUUGUUUGAUUUUACUGGAAACUAUAACAAUACAAAAGUUCAACGUGUUCAAGAUACGGUCAAGGAGACGUGGUUUCAGGAAGCCAUCCGGGACGAGGACAUCGAUCUUUUCAUUGUAUUAGGACAUGUCCCCGUACGGUCUGAAGAAUACGAAGUAGUGCACAGAGAAAUCCGAAAUGUGCGAAGCAACAUUACUAUACAAUUCUUCGGCGGCCACUUUCACAUUCGUGACUAUGCCAGAUAUGACACGCAGUCAUCUGGUCUCGCAAGUGGCCGGUUUAUGGAGACCAUAGGUUUUCUCUCAAUCGACGACGUAAAAAGCUCGACACCAAACUUUAGCCGAAGAUAUAUCGACAAUAACUUGUUUUCUUACUACCACCAUACAGGUCUCAAUGAAACAAGCUUUCCGACGAAUCAUGGCCGGAAUGUUUCACAAAUGAUACAGCAGGCUAGACAUGCUCUUGAUCUGGACUUUGUACAUGGCUGCGCGCCUAAAGACAUCUGGGUAGACCGCACUCCAUACCCGGGCGAUGACAGUAUUUACACAUGGCUGGAAACCGAGGUUCUUCCCCAAUCAAUUCGAAACCCUUCCCGUGACGGGAAGUCAGCUUUCGCAAUUGUCAAUACUGGAGCUAUUAGAUUCGACAUUUUCAAGGGCCCAUUUACCCAGGAUUCGACAUUCAUCGUGUCACCAUUUACGAGCGGCUUCAACUAUAUCAAAGAUGUUCCAUUAUCCACAGCAAAGCGGAUAGUAGCUCUUUUGAACGGAGCAUCGAAAAUCUUGACCGCGUCAAGUGAGGAACCUCACGGUCGUUAUUGUCCUAUGGCUCCGCCACAGCAGUGCGCAUACCAAGCUUCUACUAGGAAAGCUAAAUUGACACAACAUUCUUUCAUGAUGCCACAUGAACAAGCCGUCAUCUCGGAAGUAGACCCUCAAGUGUUUCCGGGCUAUACCACAAUCGAUGACGCAGGUCACGAUGGCGACGACACUGUGCACUCUCCUAUUGAUUUCUACCACGUGCCAAACGUUAUUCAGACGUUGAUUCAACCUCCUGGGACUGAUCUUUCCGAGGAAGCGACUUUGGUAGAUUUGGUCUAUGUCGAUUUUAUCGAGCCGUAUAUCGCUCUAGCAGCGAAAUUCUCCGGUCUGCCGGUAAACCUUCCUGCAGACUCGGCUGUAUAUAUGGAGGGGACAAUGACCGACCUGAUUCAGGCCUGGAUCAAGGAGAACUGGAAGUGUGACACUUCGUAG